AUGCUCACUCGUGCUAAAGCUAUACUGGGGCUUGCACCUGCUGCUCCUGUGGCAAGCAAGCCUAAAGUUGUCAAUCUUGCUGAUACCGCUGAUACCACCGAAACCACACCAACCCCCAAACUUCCCAUCGAGGAGAUUUUUAGAUUUCCCGUGGUGGCACAUAGCUUCGAUUUGACGAGGAUCAUGCUGCACAUGACUAUCGCAACACUAUUUUACAUGCGCGGCUUGUUACCAGACAUGGUCUUUAGUGAGCGAAACCUUCGGGGAGCAUCAUUCGAAAAGGGCUACAUCUAUUCCCAAAUAAUCAACGGGAAAGGCGUCGGGAAAUCCAGAUCCCACAGAGCGGACUAUGUCCCCACGAGGAUAAUCGAGAAAAACUUGAAUGACACGGCAGAUCACUUUCUCAAGCUCCUUGAAGGAGGAAUUUUCGAAGCAAUCCGACAAGGAAACCUCCACGCUGUGCAAUUUACGAUCUUCGACAACCCAGAUGUACCAGAGAACGUCCUAGAGUCGUAUACAUUCACCUUUGACUACUCCGGCAAUCGCGGCCCAGCCGAUCGCAGACAUGUGUACACGAAGAUUGAUAUUUUGGAUAUAGCAGGAGACAAGGACGCGUGGCGUGAUGUGAUUAGAACUGGGAUGAAUUCGUAUGAGAUAUCCGGCUUCGCUCGCGCCGAUGACGAUACUAUUGGAUACCCAAGUGCUGGGGAUUGGAGAAAAGUGUCGCGGUUCUGCGGGACACUUGAUAGUGGAUUCCAUACUGCCGGAGUGCGAUUGACCCAUCUCGCCCCCCGCAUCAUUGACCUGAAGUCACCCAUUGAAUUGCUAGAAGAGAGGUACAAUGACAACGUGCUCCGCGUUAGUGAGACUGGAAUCAAGGAGGCUCAGAUACCGAUGAUGCGGGAGGUGUAUUUCUCCACGGAUGAAAGCACUUGUAGUGAAAGCUCUCCCACCGACCCAUCUCUGGUCAGAUAUCUACCUCUAGAGGAAGACGGCAAUGAAGAUGACCAGGGCCCUGUAGAGUGGACCUAUUACAACAUCACCCAGCGGCUGCGUACCAUGGAGAAAUUGAGACAUAAUCACAAGAGAGGACGUCCGAAAAUACUCGCAAAUGACAAGCCUGAACUCCUAACUACCGAGGCCCAAGCCAAGUCUGCUCAACGCAGAGCUCACAGAAGGGCGAUUCACCUGGUGGAGAGUAUUAACAACGAAGAAAUUGAGCUACCAGAUGUAAGAUCCAGUACUUUGAGGAACUCACAAACGCCCGAGCCCGGACAACCCACGGACCGUAUUUCGACUCGCAGGGCUGAGGGCCAGCGGGCUUUAGAAGAGAUUCGUGAGAUGCAGAAAUCGGGACUACAACCUACUGUCCGCGCGAUGACAGUGCACUAUAUCGAUAAUCGAGCAGUACCGGUUGACAGUUCCCCGAUCAGAAUAAUAACGGGGAAAGUUCCUCGCAUGACAUCGUUAAUCAGAUCGAUGCUUGUCGGUAUCAAAUGUGCUAGCUGCAGGUUCACCCAGCACGCCGAGUGCUAUGGAUACCGACACAGGAAAGACAACCGGCUUCCCAAGAUUCACUACUGCUACAGCUGCUUGAUCGGCUAUGACUUUGACAGUGAAUUAAUGGAAAAGUUAAAAAGCUCAUCAGAAUGCGAAGAGCAGUCAAAACGAUCCUCUUCGAGGGUAUCCCCCCAUCGAAUGCAAUUCUGGCCGCUCAUCUCGACUGCACCAGGGACGAAGCCCGGCAAUGAUCCCAAGUUCACUUUCGCUACCAAAGGACCAAGCAUACCGACACUGGCCAGUGAGGUGCUAGAUCCGAUGUUGCUUAUCCGCCAAUAUUAUGAUAUCCCGGUCCUCGUGCCUCUUUCACUUUUGGGUGCGAAUUUCCCUGGUUGCAUUAUUACAAAGUACCCGCCUGGGAUGGAGGAUAUUACUACAACUGUGUCUGCGCCAAGUAAGAGGCGGAAGAAGGGGGUUAUCUUUCACAAGGCUUAUGAUGGUGAACACGCAGCGGACUCGAGGCGAAAGUCUAAAAAGCCUAAAAACUCUAAAAACUCUGCAAAGUCUACGAAGGCACAGAGAAAGAAGAAUUGA
Messenger RNA from Penicillium canescens, 2094 nucleotides. RefSeq lists its product as uncharacterized. Gene Ontology annotation, biological process: synaptonemal complex assembly; meiotic recombination checkpoint signaling. Bases 1 to 2094 code for a protein of 697 amino acids. The record is from RefSeq and is a predicted model, not a curated record. NCBI's taxonomy places the organism in Eukaryota, Fungi, Ascomycota, Eurotiomycetes, Eurotiales, Aspergillaceae. Gene Ontology annotation, cellular component: nucleus. The transcript is spliced from 13 exons.